Messenger RNA from Apiotrichum porosum, 2376 nucleotides. It is a transcript of the gene SIP5, whose product is annotated as SNF1-interacting protein. The coding region runs from base 1 to 2376 and encodes 791 amino acids. The transcript is spliced from 3 exons. The record is from RefSeq and is a predicted model, not a curated record. Gene Ontology annotation, cellular component: cytoplasm. Lineage: Eukaryota; Fungi; Basidiomycota; Tremellomycetes; Trichosporonales; Trichosporonaceae.
AUGGGAAACGCAGCGUCAACGCCGCACAUGGGGACGCCCCCGCCGGCAUCCGACUCGUCGCAAGCACCGCCCUCGACCGCGCCCAAGGAGCCCGCAGCGCCACCGAGCCCCGCGCCCCCGCAGACUCCGCUGCUGCUGCCGUAUGCCGGCCACCUGAGUCCGCAGAACCCACAUUGUCUGAGCCACCCGCAGGCCCACGACUACAGCAAGACGGCAGUGACGGGCCUCAUUAUCGAGCAGCAGCUGGCCCCGUUCUACCGCGGCCUGGAUGACUUUGAGGAGGACUGGACACUCGAUGAUGUGCGCCGGGAGCUCGACGAGACCAUCGAGCGCGAUUACCAGGCAGACAUCAACAACAGCGCGACACAUCGGCUCAAGGAGGAGCGCGAAGGCGGCAAACCGGCUGGAUCGGCCGAGGACCGCGCCGAAAGGCAAAGCCGCGAGACAAAGGCGUACCUCGGUGCUGUCGAGUGUCCGAUCUGCUUCUUGAAUUACCCGCCCAACAUCAACACGUCGCGGUGCUGUCAACAGCCCCUGUGUACCGAGUGCUUUGUGCAGAUCAAGCGCGGCGAAGCGACUCUCACGCACAUUGAGAGCGAGUCGGCGUGCUGCCCGUACUGUGUCGAGACAGAUUUCGGCGUCAUCUACGAACGCCCCACGCCUACUGCACCUACACCCGUCAACGGGGCCUCUGCCUCUGCCAUUAGCGCGUCAGCCAUCCACCUUGCCUCCUCCCCCGAACCCAAUGCGAGCGGGUUCAGCCAGGCCCUCAGCCUGUCGGAAGACCCGCACACCGGCUCGGGCUCAACGUCCCCUGGCCCGCCCGUGCCGCCAAAGGAGACGGUGCGUCGCAAGAGCGUGUCGUCAAAGGCCAAAGAGGUCGUUACUAUCGACCAAAUCCGGCCGGACUGGGAGAGCAAGCUCAACGCCGUCAAGGCCGCUGCGGCGCGGAGGGCGGCGAGGAGAAUUGUCAUGCGCCAGGUCGGUGAUCGUCUUAUCCCGAUAGGAUACACGUCGUCGCGCGCCACAGGGCUUGCCGACUUUAGCAUGUCGGUCCCACAGGCGGUAGAGGAUGGAGGCAGCCGGCGGUCGCGCCGUGCUCGCGGCCGCGAGCGCGAGAUGGAAGAGGUGAGUUCCGUCAUCGCUUGGAUCAUCCAGCUGACCGUGCAGAUGAUGAUCAUGGAAGCGAUGCGGCUGUCGCUUCUCGACCACGAGGAGCACCAGCGCAAGAUCGAUGAAGACGAGCGCAGGAAGAAGGAGAAGGAUGCCAAGGGCAAGGACAAGUCCACUCCCGUUCGUUCGGGAGCUGGUACGCCUACGCCGUCGUCGUCGCGCCGCUCAUCAUCUGCAGGCACGACUCUUUCGUCGUGGCGCUCCGCAUCAGGUUCUGGCGGAGGCGAACAUGGACGUGCGCAGGCCGCCGCCUCCAAGCUGUUAUCCAAGAUCACUGUUAACCGCUCUCGUGCAAACUCGAAGAGCAGCGUCCACUUUGCCCCGUCCCCGACCACUCUGGGUGAGAGCAGCGCAAACUCACCCACCCCGGGUGAGCAGCAGGGGCGCGCUCGCUCGUCGUCUACGCCUAGCCCAAUGCCGAGGGACCCUCCCGAGCACCACGUGUCUCCGCUGGCGCAGGCUGAGGUGCUUGCGCCCCAGCCUCUGCGUCGUACCGUCAUACCCGCUACCCCAGACCGUCCGGCCAGUGCGGUGCCGGGGUCCAGCGCGUCCCCAGAAGAAGGCACCAAGGUGACCGAGUUCACCAACCCGACUGCGUCUCGUGUGGCUGCCGCAGACGCAGUGCCAACGGCUGCCAACCCCCACCCUGAUCUCGCGGCGCUCAUGGGCGAGGCGCUGGGCGAUGACUCGAACCUCCCUGCCCCACUGGUCCCGUCGCAUCUGCCUGCGCCCGCUGUUGCAUCCAUCAUGGGCGGCACCUUUGUCGACAGUCCAGAGGUGGAGCUGCGUGGCGACCCCAUCCUCGCCUCCGGCACCUUCACCGGCUCUCCCGCUGUCGAGAUGCGUGCCGACCCUGUUCUCGACCAAACCCCUCCAGCCCCAGAGCCAGUCGCCGUGCCGACCACGGCGCCCAUCGCGAUUCCUGCCCUUCAUGAACCAUCGGCCGUCGCCUCUGUUCUGAGCUCGCCACCACUGGCCUCGCCGGCCGCCGUGUCGACCUUGACCGCUCAGCGCGAUAGCAUUGAGCGCAACACCUCUCCCAGCCGCACCACGCCUCAGCGCAUGGAGAGCAAUACCUCGGUUGCCACAAGCACCUGGACCAUGGACUCGAGCGUCGCUGGCGAGCACACGCCCCCGCUCCAGGGUAGUCCCAGGCCAAACAAGCCGCUGGCGGCGCUGGAGAACGACGACGCGGACGAGUAA